AUGGCAGAAAGAAUACUACAAGAUAUAGCUGAACAAAACAAGCGUCUUACAAAAGCGCAAAUCAAUAAAAACACGGAAGAGAAAGCAGAAGCCUACUACAAUCUAGGCAGAGCUUAUUGCUUCCUCGAGGACUUCCACCGAGCAAUAGAGUACCUCAAGCAAUACCUGAGCAUUGCUGAGGAAGUCGGUGAUAGAGCAGGUGCAGGACGUGCCUAUUGCCAGCUCGGCUGCGCUUACAAUUCCCUCGGUGACUCCCAAAGAGCAAUAGAGUACCACAAUCAACACCUCAGGAUUGCCAAGGAAGUUGGUGACAGGGCAGGUGAAGGACGUGCCUAUGGCAAUCUCGGCCUUGCUUAUCACAGCCUUGAAGAAUUCCAACGAGCAAUAGAGUACCACAAUCAACACCUCAGGAUUGCCAAGGAAGUUGAUGACAGGGCAGGUGAGGGACGUGCCUAUGGCAAUCUAGGCCUUGCUUAUCACAGCCUUGAAGAAUUCCAACGAGCAAUAGAGUACCACAAUCAACACCUCCGCAUUGCCAAGGAAGUUGGUGACAGAGUGUGUCAAGGCAAAGCCUAUAGCAAUCUCGGAGCUACUUAUCACAGCCUUAAUGAAUUCCAAAGCGCAAUAGAGUACACCAAUAAAUACCUCAUCAUUGCCAAGGAAGUUGGUGACAGGGUAGAGGAAGGCAACGCCUACGAAAUUCUCGGCCUUGCUUAUCGCAGCCUUAAUGAAUUCCAAAGAGCAAUAGAGUACAACAAUAGAUGCCUCAUCAUUGCCAAGGAAGUUGGUCACAGGGCAGGGCAAGGGAAAGGCUAUGGCAAUCUCGGCAAUAUUUAUUUAGUUCUCGGCGAAUACCAACGAGCAAUAGAGUACACCAAUAAAUGCCUCAUCAUUUCCAAGGAAGAUGGUAACAGGGCAAGGGAAGGCAUAGCCUAUGCCAAUCUCGGCGUUACUUAUCACAACCUUCAAGAAUUCCCACGAGCAAUGGAGUGCCAUAAGAAACACCUGCGCAUUGCCGAGGAAGUCGGUGACAGAAAAGAAAAAGGACAUGCCUAUUUAAACAUUGGCGACGUUCAUCAAUCCCUCGGCGACGUGCUACGAGCAAUGGAGUACUACAAGCAAUCCCUGAGCAAUGCCGAGGAAAUCAGUGACAGGGAUGGACAAGGACAUGCCUAUUGCCGCCUCGGAAGUUGUUAUAGAGAACUCCACGACUUGAAGGAAGCAAUAGAGUGUUACAAGCAACACCUGAGGAUUUCCGAGGAAAUCGGUGACAGGAUGGCAGAAGCAUGUGCCCAUAGCAGUCUGGGUCGAUCUUUUUUGUAUUCAGAUUCUUUGAAUGAGGCUUUAGAACAUUUUAGAUGCAGUGUAAAACUCUAUGACACUAUUAGAGCCAGUUCUAUCUCGGAAGAUCAAUUGAAAAUAAGUUUCCGUACGAAACAUCAAUUUGCCUACACUCAUUUAUGGCAGGUUUUAGUAAUGCUUGAAAGGAAUGAUGAGGCUUUAUACGCUGCUGAGAGGGGACGAGCACAGGCUUUGCUCGAUGCCUUAAAAGUAACUUAUGGCCUUACAUCACUUUCUCCCAGGUCAAUUGAAUCUGAAGAAGAAGUCAGAAAUAUUUCAAGGAAGACAACUGUUUUAACAGUUUUUCUUGCGCUUCAUUUGAAAACAAUCAAUAUCUGGGUGUUGGGAAAAGAGGGCAACCCUAUUUUUAGGCAAGCGGAGAUAGAAAUUGGUCGUAAACACGAAGAUUCCUUUACUCUCCUUUUAGACACUGUUUUGAAAAACAUUGACUCAACUCACUUAAGUACUCGAGACGACAAUCAAACAUCGGAGCCAUCACAGGAGAGCACCGACUUUUUACAGCCAUUAUAUGAUGCAGUUCUUGGUCCCAUUGAAGACUUGCUUGAUGGUGAUGAACUAAUUGUAGUUCCUGAUGGCGCUUUGUCUAAAGCUCCUUGGGCAGCCCUGAGUGAAACUUUAAGGAUCCGGACUGCUCCCUCACUGACAAGUUUGAAAGUCAUCACAGAUUCUCCAAUUGAAUACCACAGUAAAAGUGGAGCCCUGCUUGUUGGAGAUCCAUGCUUGAAGAAAAUUACAGAUAAACGGGGGAACCCCAUUUAUGGUCCUCUGAAGUACGCAAAAAUGGAAGUGGAGAUGAUUGGAGAAAUUCUAAAGAGUCAACCUUUAACAGGUGAAGACGCAACCAAAGAAGCCGUGCUUCAGAGAAUCAAGUCAGUGUCUUUAGUUCACAUUGCAGCCAACGGAAGGCCCGAAACCGGAGAAAUUGUUUUGGCUCCAGACCCCCGAUGGGAAUCCGACACUCCUAGGGAGGAGGACUGUAUUUUGAAGAUGUCUGAUAUACAAGCUGUUAAGCUGAGAGCGAGACUGGUUGUGCUUAGUUGCCCCUACAGUGGUCAAGGAGAGGUAUCGUCUGAGGGUGUGGUCGGUAUGGCACGUGCUUUCUUGUUUGCUGGUGCUCGUUCCGUGCUGGCGGCACUCUGGGCAAUUGAUGACGAAGCCACAAUGGUGUUUAUGAAGUCUUUCUACCAACAACUUGGAAGUGGAGAAAGUGCAAGUGUUGCUCUUCAGAGGGCCAUGAAAUGUCUUCGAGACUCCCAAGAUUAUUCUGCCCCGAAGUACUGGGCUCCUUUUGUUCUGAUGGGCGAUGACGUUAAGAUUGAAUUGGAAAAAGAGUCAUUGAGGAAGUCGUAA
Porites evermanni is the source of this 2712-nucleotide messenger RNA. NCBI's taxonomy places the organism in Eukaryota, Metazoa, Cnidaria, Anthozoa, Scleractinia, Poritidae. The record is from the annotation of a GenBank genome assembly.